Molecule: messenger RNA, 6479 nt
Organism: Haliotis rufescens (red abalone)
Lineage: Eukaryota; Metazoa; Mollusca; Gastropoda; Lepetellida; Haliotidae
Product: myosin heavy chain, striated muscle-like
Exons: 36
Coding region: 159-5936 (1925 amino acids)
Cellular component (GO): myosin complex
Molecular function (GO): ATP binding; cytoskeletal motor activity; actin filament binding
Source: RefSeq, a predicted model, not a curated record
AGAACAGCUUUUGAACCUAGACUCGAGUCUAGGGCUGUUCCGAUCGACUUCAGCGGCCAAGAGCGGUACAGAGAUCGGGGAGCCAAUCUGAAGACAGUCUCCCAGUUUCGGGUUUUUAUUUGUUUCGACAACUAAAGGAGCUUGACCGUACCAACAAGAUGGCCUCCUACGAUCCCAAUGAUCCGGACAUGAAGUAUCUUGCGGUAGACCGCAAGAAACUGCUGAAAGAGCAAACAAAGGCAUUUGAUGCCAAAAUAGCUUGCUGGGUCCCCGAUGAGGAAGAAGGGUUCCGCGCCGGCGAGAUCAAGGGCGAAUCUGGUGAACAAGUCACGGUCAUUGUCUUGGAUACCAAUGAGACGAAAACCUUGAAGAGGGAUGACAUCCAGUCGAUGAACCCUCCCAAGUUCGAGAAGAUCGAGGACAUCGCCAAUAUGACCUACCUGAACGAGGCCAGCGUCCUGCACAACCUGAGGGCCAGAUACGUUGCAGGGCUCAUCUACACGUACUCCGGCCUGUUCUGUAUCGCCAUCAACCCCUACCGUCGUCUCCCCAUCUACAUCAUGUCUGUCGUUGACAAGUAUAGAGGCAAGAGGAAGACCGAGAUGCCUCCCCACUUGUUCUCCAUCGCUGACAACGCCUACCAGUUCAUGGUGCAAGAUCGUGAGAACCAGUCUAUGUUGAUCACCGGCGAAUCGGGAGCUGGUAAGACUGAGAACACCAAGAAGGUCAUCUCUUACUUCGCCUUCGUUGCUUCCGCCGGAGAGAAGAAAGAAGAGAGUGAGGAAAAGAAGGGUUCCCUCGAGGACCAGAUCAUCCAGGCUAACCCUGUUCUUGAGGCCUACGGUAACGCCAAGACAUCCCGUAACAACAACUCCUCCAGAUUCGGUAAAUUUGUGCGUAUCCAUUUCGGCAGUUCAGGAAAAAUAGCCGGAGCUGAUAUUGAAACAUAUUUGCUGGAAAAGUCUCGGGUAACCCAACAACAGUCGGUAGAGAGAAACUACCACAUCUUCUACCAGAUGUUGUCAAAUGCCGUACCUGAUGUAAUUGAGAAAAUUGUGGCUCAACCAGACCCCGGCCUCUACUCCUUCAUCAACCAGGGUGUGUUGACAGUGAAUGGCAUUGACGACGUGGAGGAAAUGAACACCACCCAUGCUGCCUUUGAUGUCUUGGGUUUUACCCCAGAUGAAAAAGUAAGCGCUUACAAGUGCACUGGUUCCGUCCUGCAUUUGGGUGAGAUGAAAUUUAAGCAGAAGGGCGAGCAGGCUGAGCCUGAUGGAACUGCUGAGGCUGAGAAGGUUUCCUUCCUAUUGGGUGUCAACUGUGGUGACUUCCUGAAGGCUCUGUGUAAACCCAAGAUCAAGGUGGCCAUGGAUUACGUCACCCAAGGACGAACCAAGAAUCAGGUUACCUACUCGGUCAGUGCCAUGGCUAAAUCUCUCUUCGAUCGUGUAUUCAACUGGCUUGUGAAGAGAGUCAACCAUUCCCUGGACACAAAGAAACCAAGAAACUAUUUCAUUGGUGUACUGGACAUUGCUGGCUUCGAGAUCUUUGAUUUCAACAGCUUCGAGCAGCUGUGUAUCAACUACACCAACGAGCGUCUGCAGCAGUUCUUCAACCACCACAUGUUUGUGCUGGAGCAAGAAGAAUACAAGAAGGAGGGCAUAGUCUGGCAGUUCAUUGACUUCGGCAUGGACUUACAGGCCUGCAUUGAACUCAUUGAAAAGCCCCUGGGUAUCCUGUCAAUUUUGGAAGAAGAGUGCAUGUUCCCAAAAGCAUCUGACAAGACCUUCAAGGACAAACUGACUGAGAACCACAUGGGCAAAUCUCCCAACUUCCUCAAGCCUGGCAAAUCUAUGAAGGGUGGCCAACAUGGUGACUUCGCCCUGAAGCAUUACGCCGGAACAGUUCCCUACAAUAUCGGAGGCUGGCUGGAGAAGAACAAGGAUCCUAUCAACGAAACCUUAGUGAAUUUGCUUAAAGAAUCCAAAGAACCGCUGGUGUCCCUUCUCUUCCAGCCCCCAGCUGAUGAUGGAUCUGGUGGUGGUAAGAAGAAGAAGAAGAGCUCUGCAUUCCAGACUAUUUCUGCAGUCCACAGGGAGUCUCUGAACAAGCUGAUGAAGAACCUGUACACCACUCACCCUCACUUUGUGCGUUGUAUCAUCCCCAACGAGACAAAGAGUCCAGGUGUUAUUGACGCUGGCCUUGUCCUCCACCAGCUUCAGUGUAACGGUGUACUUGAGGGCAUCCGUAUCUGCAGGAAGGGAUUUCCUAACAGAAUCGUCUACUCUGAGUUCAAACAGAGAUAUUCUAUCUUGGCUCCCAACGCUAUCCCAGAAGGCUUCGUUGAAGGCAAGAUUGUUGCUGGCAAGAUUCUAGAUGCCCUGGAACUGAACAAGGAAGAGUUCCGUCUGGGUAACACCAAAGUUUUCUUCAAAGCUGGAAUCCUGGGUUACCUUGAGGAACUCCGUGACGAUCGUCUCAGCACAAUUUGUUGUCUGUUCCAGGCUCACAUUCGUGGGUACUUGAAGCGCAAAUUCAUGAAGAAUUUGGAUGACAAGAGAACUGCAUUGGAGUUGAUUCAGAAGAACAUCCGUAAGUGGCUGGCCAUGAGGAACUGGCUCUGGUGGAGAUUCUACACCAAGGUCAAGCCCCUCCUCAGCAUUCAGGCCGCUGAAGAUGAGAUGAAACUGAAAGAAGAAGAACUGGCAAAGGCAAAGGAAGAGCUUGGUAAGGUUGGUCAGAGGUGCAAGGAACUUGAGGAACAGAGCGUUACAUUGAUGGAAUCCAAAAACAAAAUGUUCCUGGAGGUGCAGACCCAACAAGACACUAUCGAUGACUGCGAGGAGAGAAUCGAGCAGCUUUUGAAAGGCAAACAAGACUUUGAGAAUCAACUGAAAGAGCUUGAAGAUCGCCUUCUUGAUGAAGAAGAUGCCAAUGCGGAUGCUGUUGAAAACCGUAAAAAAAUGGAAGGAGACAAUUUGGCUUUGAAGAAAAAUGUCGAGGACUUGGAGGGAAACCUAAAAAAAGCUGAAGAUGAGAAGCAAGCGAAGGACAAGCAGAUUCUGAGUCUGCAGGAUGAACUGGCCAAUGCUGAUGAUGCUUUAGCUAAGCUGUCUAAACAGAAGAAGGAUGGUGAGGACAACAUGAAGAAGACCCAAAGCGAUCUGCAGGCAGAAGAGGACAAAGUCAAUCACCUCAGCAAGCUUAAGAACAAGUUGGAACAAACUCUUGAUGAGCUUGAAGACAACCUAGAGCGUGAGAAGAAGGUACGAGGUGAUGUUGAGAAGGCCAAGAGGAAGAUCGAGCAGGACCUCAAGGGAACUCAGGAGGUUGUGGAAGACCUAGAACGUGCCAAGAGAGAAGGGGAAGAAGCAAUGAGAAGGAAAGACAUUGAAAUCUCAGGUCUUAACACCAAACUCGAAGAUGAACAGAGCAUGGUGGCUCAGCAACAGAGGAAAAUUAAGGAAUUCCAAAGCCGCGUGGAGGAGCUGGAGGAAGAGCUUGAGAGUGAGAGGCAGAUGAGAGGAAAGGUCGACAAGCAGCGAACAGAGCUGGCUCGCGAGCUGGAUGACCUGUCCAUGCGUCUGGACGAGGCCGGAGGUGCAACAGCUGUUCAGAUGGAUCUGAACAAAAAGCGAGAACAAGAACUCGCCAAGCUCCGCCGCGACCUCGAGGAGGGAACUCUUCAGAACGAAGCUCAGAUUGCCAGCCUUCGUAAAAAAGCUAAAGACACCGCUAACGAGCUCGGCGACCAGGUGGACCAACUGACAAAGGUGAAGCAAAGGCUUGAAAAGGAGAAGAACCAGAUGAAGAGCGAAAUUGAUGAACUUCAGUCACAGCUAGAGUCCAGACCCAAGACAGCCGGCGUCUCUGACAAAGUAUCAAAGCAGAUGGAGGCUCAGCUGUCUGAGCUGAACUCUAGAAUCGAAGACAGUAACCGCCAGAACGCUGAUCUCCAAUCUCAGAGGAAUCGUAUGCAGGCAGAAGUAAGCGACCUCACACGCCAGCUGGAGGAUGCCGAACACCGCGUUAGUGUGCUGACGAAAGACAAAGCAGCUCUAAGCAGUAACCUAGAAGAGGCAAAGAGAGGUUUCGAGGAUGAGUCUCGUCUCCGUAUGAAGCUGCAGUCAGAGAACCGCAACUUGUCCGCCGACGUCAAUAACAUCCGCGACCAGCUUGAGGAGGAGCAGGAUGGCCGCAGUGCCCUUCAGAGGCUACUCUCCAAGGCCAGCAAUGAAGCGCAGCAGUGGAGGGCCAAGUUUGAGACAGAGGGCGCAGCGCGUACUGAUGAGCUCGAAGAUGCAAGGCGCCGUCUUCAAAGCAAACUCAGUGAAACAGAGCAAAACCUGGACACUGCCAACAACAAGGUCACAGGCCUUGAAAAAGCUAAAUUCCGAAUGCAGGGAGAGCUUGAGGAUCUCAUGAUUGACGCGGAGAGGGCCAACGCCAAUGCUAACAACCUUGAGAGGAAGCAACGUGCAUUCGACAAGACCGUGACCGAGUGGCAGAGCAAGGUGAAGGGCCUCCAGAACGAACUUGACACCGCCAACAGGGAGAGCCGAGCCGCCGCCGCUGACGUGUUCCGUAUGAGGAGCCAGGUUGACGAAGCUAAUGACGGUGUGGAGGCUCUGAGGCGAGAGAACAAGAACCUCUCUGACGAGAUCCGUGAUCUGACAGAUCAACUGACAGAUGGUGGUCGCAGCGCCUUGGAGAUUGACAAGGCCCGCAGGCGUGCCCAGAACGAGAAGGAGGAACUCCGAGUUGCCCUGGAGGAGGCGGAAGUCAGUCUGGAGCAGGAAGAGGCCAAAACUGUCCGUGCUCAGAUUGAGUUGGCCCAAGUCCGCAGUGAAAUUGACAGGCGCCUCAACGAGAAGGAAGACGACUUUGCCAGCUCCAGGCGCAAUCACCAGAAAGCUGUUGAAUCCCUGCAGGCCAGCCUCGACGCGGAGACAAAGAGCAAAGCUGAGGUCAUCAAGAUGAAGAAGAAGCUUGAGCAGGAUAUCAACGAGCUGGAAGUGGCUGUGGACAGCGCCAACCGUGGCCGUGCUGACGCCGAGAAGAAUGCCAAGCGAUUCCAGCAGCAGAUCAGUGAGGUCCAGUCUCAGGUUGAGGAUGCACAACAUGCACGGGACGAGGCUCGCGAAGCUGUGGUAGCUGCCGAGAGGCGCUACAACUUGCUGAACUCCGAGUGUGAGGAACUCCGGGCUUCUCUGGAGGUUUCUGAACGUGCUCGCAAAGUCACUGAGGGAGAAUGCCAAGAGGCCAGCGACCGCAUCAACGAACUGUCUGCCCAGUUGGGCUCCGUAGCUGGACAGAAGAGGAAGCUGGAGACUGAUAUCUCAGCUAUGCAGGGCGACCUAGAGGAUUUGAGCACUGACGCCCGUUCGGCUACAGAAAACUAUAAGCGCGCCAUUGUGGAUGUCACUCGUCUCUCCGAAGAGCUCCGUAACGAACAGGACCACGCCCAGUCCCUGGACAAGGCACGUAGGAACCUGGAGAACCAGGUGAAGGAGCUCAUUAUUCGCGCUGAGGAGGCGGAGGCGACCGGCGUCAAGGAGGCCAAGAAGGCCACCAUAAAACUAGAACAGAAGCUCCACCAGGUGGAGGGUGAUCUGGAGAACGAGGUACGCCGCCAUUCCGACACCCAGAAGCAGGCUCGCAAGGCUGAAAGGGCCGUGAAGGAGAUCUCCUUCCUGGCCGAGGAGGAGAAGAAGAACCAGCAGAGACUCAAAGACUACGUGGACAAACUCAACGGCAAGAUUAAGACAUUCAAAGUACAAACAGAAGAGGCGGAGGAACUGGCCAACAUCAACCUGAACAAGUACCGGCAGGUGCAGCAGCUGCUGGAUGAUGCGGAAGAGAGAGCUGAUUCUGCUGAGAAUGCACUGUCCAAACUCAGAGCCAAGAACCGCAGUACCAUAUCCAGUGUUCAUUAAAAACUUACAGCACGUUCUACCACGCCCUGCCUGUUUGUGAAUUCCGGAGACACGUAUAUUCUUUUGAACAUUUCAACUGGUUGACAAUGUUUUUUUUCUGAGGGAGUGUGGGGAGCGAAAUCGGCUUUCAUUCCCAACUGAGAUCAGCCGUAAAGAUUGACAAACCGACAUCAUUUUAACAUUGAUAUAUUGCUCAGAAAUACACCUACAGAUAUCGGAAUCUGGGCAUGUGAAGUCUAGUUACUGAAGCCCAGGGUAUCUCUAGAUGCAUUUAACUGACGAUUCGUUAUAUAAGCCGUACAGUUGGGCUAGUGGAUGCGCUAACUCAUCACGCACCACGCCCUGGUACGCCCAGAAGUAGUAAGCGUUACAAUGAAAUGACCGUGAUGCCAACUAAUGGCGUCUUUCACCGCAAUAUGAAUGAAUACAAGAUAACAGUGCUAUAUAUUCGCUCACAGACAACACAUUGUAAAAUAUUUGUCAGUCAUGAGUUUCUUGACAUGCCACCCUUGUUCGGAACCUGAAUAAAAUGUUACUUAUUGA